AUGAAGUUCCCCGCCUACAAGAAGGGGUGCUGCAACAGUGCCCACACGAAUGGGUGCUGCAAAAAGGCGCCGAAGGAACCCAAGCCUCUCGCCGCCAAUGCCGAGGCCGAGGGCGAGGCUGGGAAAUCGUGGCCCGGCAUCGUCAUCGGUUUCUUCGUCGCCUUCGGUGGUAUCUUGUUUGGAUAUGACACCGGUACCAUCAGCGGCAUCCUCGCCAUGCCCUACUGGCAGGACACCUUCAGUACCGGCUAUGUCAACCCCCAAGGCCAUCUCGACGUGACGACGAGCCAGGAAUCCGCCAUCGUCUCCAUCCUCUCGGCCGGCACCUUCUUCGGCGCCCUGUUUUCCCCCUUCAUGGGUGACUACAUCGGCCGUCGCCCAGCUUUGAUGGCGUCAACCUGGGUCUUCAACCUCGGAGUCGUCCUCCAGACUGCUGCCACCGACAUUCCCCUGUUCCUCGCCGGUCGCUUCUUCGCCGGUCUCGGCGUCGGCCUGAUAUCGGCUUUGAUCCCCCUCUAUCAGUCCGAAACGGCCCCCAAGUGGAUUCGAGGUGCCAUCGUCGGUGCGUACCAGCUCGCCAUCACCAUUGGCCUGCUCCUCGCCGCCGUCGUCAACAAUGCCACCUCCGACCGGAAUGACACGGGCUGCUACCGCAUCCCCAUCGCCAUCCAGUUCGCCUGGUCCCUUAUCCUCUUCAUCGGCAUGAUCUUCCUCCCCGAGACACCCCGAUACCUUGUCCGCCGCGGCAAGAUGGACAAGGCUGCCAAAUCCCUCGGCGUCAUUCGCCGACUCCCCCCCGACCAUCCUGUCAUCCUCUCCGAACUGGACGAGGUCAAGACGAACCACGACUACGAGAUGAGCAUCGGUUCGGCCUCCUACAUCAAGUGCUUCAAGCCCCCGAUUCUGAAGCGUCAGUUCACCGGCAUGGCCCUCCAGGCCCUCCAGCAGCUCACCGGCAUCAACUUCAUCUUCUACUACGGCACCAAGUACUUCCAGAACUCGGGCGUCUCCAGCGGCUUCGUCAUCCAGAUGAUCACCUCGUCCAUCAACGUCGUCUCCACCAUCCCGGGCCUCUACGCCAUCGAUAAGUGGGGCCGCCGGCCUUUGCUCCUCUGGGGCGCCGUCGGCAUGUGCAUCUCCCAGUUCAUCGUAGCCAUGACCGGUACCCUGUCUUCUGGUCAGACGGACGAUGGCGUCGUCUAUGUCACCAACCUCGCCGGUCAAAAGGCGGCAGUCGCCUUCUCCUGCAUCUUCAUCUUCUUCUUCGCCUCCACCUGGGGGCCGCUCGCUUGGGUCGUCACCGGCGAGAUCUUCCCGCUCAAGGUCCGUGCCAAAUCGCUGAGCAUCACGACGGCAACCAACUGGCUCUUCAACUGGGCCAUCGCCUACUCGACCCCCUAUCUCGUCAACUAUGGCGACGGCUACGCCAACCUGCAGUCCAAGAUCUUCUUCAUCUGGUUCGGUUGCUGCUUCAUCUGCAUCGCCUUUGUCUGGUUCUACAUCUACGAGACCAAGGGCCUCACCCUCGAAGAGAUUGACCUCAUGUACACGGAGGAGAGCUCGGCUCGGAAGUCGACCAAGUGGCGCCCGAAGGAAACAUGGGUCCACCGCCAGAGCAUCGCCGAUCAGGGAGACGGACUCGGCAACGAACCCAAGGCGCAGAACAUUGACGGCGACGAUCAGGUGGCGACGACGCACCACGAGCAGGACGCGACACCACCCCGCGAGCCGGAAGCCACUGUGUGA
Messenger RNA from Drechmeria coniospora, 1746 nucleotides. Its product is annotated as glucose transporter-like protein. The record is from RefSeq and is a predicted model, not a curated record. The transcript is spliced from 3 exons. Gene Ontology annotation, molecular function: carbohydrate:proton symporter activity. Lineage: Eukaryota; Fungi; Ascomycota; Sordariomycetes; Hypocreales; Ophiocordycipitaceae. The coding region runs from base 1 to 1746 and encodes 581 amino acids. Gene Ontology annotation, cellular component: membrane. Gene Ontology annotation, biological process: carbohydrate transport; transmembrane transport.